Molecule: messenger RNA, 669 nt
Organism: Olea europaea var. sylvestris
Lineage: Eukaryota; Viridiplantae; Streptophyta; Magnoliopsida; Lamiales; Oleaceae
Exons: 1
Source: RefSeq, a predicted model, not a curated record
AAAAUGUUGCUUAAUCCAUUAUUAGUAAUACUUAACAAAAAUCAACUUGCGGGAGAAAACUACGUUGACUGGAAAAGGAAUCUUAAUAUUGUUCUUACCGCUGAAAAAUACAAAUUUGUGCUGGAUGAAGUUUGUCCCGAAGUCCCUAAAGAUGACUCCACAGAAUCUCAAAAGGUUGCAUAUGAAAAGUGGCAUCAUUCUGAUGAGAUGGCCAGUUGUUACAUUUUGGCAUCCAUGUCAAAUGUAUUACAACAGAAACAUCAGAAUAUGCAAACUGCUUUUGACAUAAUAGAAAGCCUUCAAGAGAUGUUUGGACAUCAAAGCCGACAAGCUAGGCAAGCCUCCAUUAGGGCAAUCAUGAACACACGCAUGAAAUCGAGUGCAUCUGUAAGAGACCAUAUAUUAACCAUGAUUGGUCACUUCAAUGCUGCAGAGGUUUUAGGAGUUGAUAUUGAUUUCAAGAUGCAGAUUGACAUGGUCCUUGAGACUCUUCCUGAGAUGUUCUCACAAUUUAUAGUCGAUUAUAAUCUACACAAGAUGGACAUGUCUCUAACGGAAUUAAUGAAAGAGCUACAAAAUACUGAAUCUGUUCUAAAAGCUAGGAGUAGAAGUGCUUUGACUGUUACAGCCGAACCCUCUCAUCCUAAGCCUUCUGGUGGCAAAGGAUGA